Messenger RNA from Loa loa (African eye worm), 3868 nucleotides. Its product is annotated as CBR-TAG-333 protein. The record is from RefSeq and is a predicted model, not a curated record. Gene Ontology annotation, molecular function: small GTPase binding; guanyl-nucleotide exchange factor activity. Gene Ontology annotation, cellular component: cytosol; endocytic vesicle. Lineage: Eukaryota; Metazoa; Nematoda; Chromadorea; Rhabditida; Onchocercidae. The coding region runs from base 1 to 3738 and encodes 1245 amino acids. Gene Ontology annotation, biological process: vesicle-mediated transport; signal transduction. The transcript is spliced from 22 exons.
AUGGUAGCUGCAGGAACGUGUGUUUCACAUAUGACAUCACCCAAGGGUAACUCAGGGGUGAGUAAUGAUGCAUCAGCACAGACCAUUUCGGGACGACGGUCGUUGCUAAGGCAUAUAUUUCGCUCAGAAAGUUCAUCAAAUGUAACAGUGGAAAGUGGUAAAGCCAUUACCAGUAGUAAUAGCAAUAGGAAUGCUGGAGAACCUGAAAUGACAAGCCUGGCUCAGUGCCGUGCUUUCACUCCUUCAGAAGAGCGGAGAAUCACUUCAAGUCAGUCAGCUUUUGUACUCUCAUCGACAUCUUCAUUGUUAACGCAGUAUGACGCGGAUUCUGUACAAUCAUACAGCGCUGAACUACAUGCUGAUUGCUCAUUUUUGAAACGGAACUGUUUUGAUGGGCAGCUUCAUCAACAUGCAGUUCCUUCCCUUCGUACCUUCAAACCAGGUUGUUCUGCUAGCGAUAUUGUUACUCAGGAAUCAAAUUCGCUCUUCACAGUAAAUCCAAAACCUGCUGUAAAACCGAAACCGUUGGCACUGAGGCGUGAACGGAGCGAUUUAACGGCUGGAUGUGUUUCACACAUCACUGCUAACUACAGGGAGGAUAAUGUUAGUACUGGUAGCGAUGUUGGUUUUCGAUGUGCUCUGAUGCCGUCACCCACAUGUCUUGAUGAAAAUAGCUUGCGUAGAUGUUUGGAGGAAUUGAAAAGGAAAAGGCAAGAAACGGCAACUGUAGUUCUUGAAGCAAACUCCAAAUCUCGUCAACAGCAGCACUCUCAGCGAAAUCACCAUAAGGAAACAAGUAAAAUUGAUUUUGGCGACCUUAAUGUCGUUUUAAGGACACACUCCAGUGAAAGUUUUCGAACUGAUCAGCGUCGUUUGUCGGUUCCCGAUUUGGCAGAUUUGGCACAUAACUCAUUAGCAAAUGGUGUUACCGGAGUUGUAGCCACGGCUAAGGCAUUAACUUCGAAGCUUGGUCGAAAUCCAAGAACUGGAGAAUUACAGACGAUAAAUGAAGGAUUAGUUACACCAGUGGUACGACGCAAGCAAUACAUCAAAGAUAUCAAAGAUAUACAUGCAAAUAAUACUGCGAACGAUUGGUGUUCCGGGAUUUUGCUCCAAAGACCUUUAGCGACUCAUAAAAAGUUGGCGAAGGAAGCUGAGAAGGAGCAUCUAAGACGUGACGGUCGUAACGGCGCAGAACAUAUCUUCACCAGAAAGUUUCACAGCGAGCGACACUCCAGAGAACGAGUUUUUGCACACAACAGUAGCAACACUGAUUCAUUAUCUUCAAUUUCAACUCAGACUUAUACAUGGAGUCCAUCCGUUGCUAAACGAGGGUCUUCCUUUGCUUAUAAUGUUUCUUCACUGUCUGAUGGAAACACGACUAGUGAACGCUUCACUUGUGCUGGGAAUAUUUUUGCUAAAAAACAAACAGCCGUUUGGUCAGCAGUUAACAGUGAACUGAAGAAUCGUCAAAAAAUUGCCAAGGUUCGACCAACUCCACAAGUACCUUUAUUAAAGAAAAGCUUAACUGCGGGUGCGGUUGGAAGUUCGAUACAGAACAAACUGCAUUCUCGUGGAAUGACUACUGGAAAUGGCAGUGAAGCAUUAUCAAAGGUCUCUCCUUCCCAGCCGUCAUCAUCCGAAAGUCUUCCUCAUUUACGACGGCAAAAUUCUUGUGAUACGCCUGUUUGUAGUGACAAUGCUUGUGAAAAUUUAGCAUCUGAAUAUGCUCAUUUAUCAGAAUCCGUCGAUACGUCAAUGAAAGCAGACUUGAUUGUGAAAAGGGGAUCUCCAAGUCAAGAUCAAAGUGGGAAAGAUGAUGAUAACAUUAGUAUUGCUGGAACAGUCUUCAACGAACCGUGGGAUUCCAAUGUUUGGGAGAAUUUGUUGGAUUUGGCUCAUUAUGGGGAUGAGAAACCAUCCACUCUUACAAGGCACCACGAUACGAAUCAAACUGUGCUUGACGAAGCAAUCGCUGAAGAGGGUGAUGAUGAAGUGAUUUGCUCGCUAGAAAUGAGCUAUGACGGUGAAGAGGAAAGAAAUCUUCAGAAAUUACAGUCCAUUACUGGUAUGGGUGAUUGUCGAAAUGACGGCAAUUACGGUGUAGUAAUUCGGAGGUUUGAUAGUCAUCAUCUAAAUAAUAACGCAGAGUCAGAUGGUCGACGUAAUGGUAUUAUAAACAUUAACGCUCAUUUGAAAAAUGAAGAUAGUUUGGAAAAACAACAGCAAUUUGAAACAAUCUGUAGAUCAGUGACGAGUGGUAGUGGAGAUCCAGAAGCAUCAAAUUCAAUGAUGAACAUAAGCAAUACUGGAGAAAUGUCGGAUGGAACGGCGACUAUGGAUAGUCAUAAAUCAACAAACACACAUUCACUGCCACGUAUCCUUCCACGAUAUUCGAAGCUUGAUGAUUCGUGGCUUGAGUCUCUAGAUGAUAUCCCAACAAGCAUUCGCGCACUUUCACCCAUCAUUUCACCUCCACGGCUGAAAAAUAGCUUAAGCGCAGACCCGGGUACAAAGAUUCAAGAAUACGUUGAAAGGCUAUCACGGGAGGAAAAUACAGUGUUCGGUGCUACCUUACGUCGUUUCAUUGAAUGUACAUUUGAAGCAGGGGAAUGUGAUCCACAAGUGGUAAUUCGAAAUGUUCGGCAGUUUUUAAACGGUUUAAAAAAUUAUCUGGUAAAGCAUGGAGAAGGCGAACUUCAUGACCUUAUCGAAAAAGAACGAGCGCGACUGAAUGCUAAUGAAUUUUUGAAUAUUGAUGCAAUUUUAGAAGCUGUUUUGCACAAAAUUGUCCUUUGCCCAGUAAAACCGCAUCUCUACCAUUUGAUGGUACGCGAAUACUCAAAAAAUGGUUGGCUUCAAGCACUUUCGGAAAAUCUUACCUAUGUCCGAACUUUGUCGCCAGAACAGCUAGGCUUUGGAGUCCGUUGUAAAUUCACACCACCCACAACGCAGAAAAUGGAGACAAUCAAGAUUUGUUUGCGAAAAAUGCAACAUCAUUAUUCACCGUUGAAGAAACUGGAAAAUUUAUUGCGAGUGAUAUUUUUGGCAAUUGGUAAGCAACAGUCCUGCGAUAAUCCGAGUGGUGAUAUGGAAAAUUACGAUCCGAUUAGCAUUGAUAACAACAAGAUUAAAGCUUUGCCCCCUGCUGAUGAGCUGGUGCGAUGGUUAGUGUAUUUGUUAUCACGUACAUCAACGGUCGGUUGUGAAGUUGAAGCGUGGUACAUGUGGGAGCUGCUCCCAAAACAAUUGUUGACUACUGGUGAUUCCAGUUACUACCUCAUCACUCUUUUUUCUGCCAUUGAUGUACUGAAAAAUACCGAAAGCAUUCGAAAGUUGGGCCAAGUGGAUGACUCUUCAAUAACGGAAGAUGGGUCAUACUGUUCUUCAUUAGGCAGCGUUAGUCCAGUACUUUCAUCAUCAUCAGAUGCUUUUGUAAAGGUAGCCGUUCCGGAUGAACUUGGUGGUUCUAUCCGAUAUCAUACAUUUCCUGGUGUACCACAAAUGACCGCUGGAAAGCUGUGUCGCGUUAUUGCACAUCAGUUUGGCAUUACAAAUCCUGAAGAUCAUGGAUUGUAUCUUCUAGUUGACGGUUACGAAACAUGUCUUCUGGCAAACGAGUGCCCUGAUUUAAUUCGCCAUCAGUUGAAGCAGGCACAUAAGGCGCAUUUAUUUGCUUAUAAACGACAUGAAGCGAAAAUAGCUUGGCCUAAAUUCCCAGUGUCUUCCCUUUCCUGAUGUGAUCUGGGUAAUAGUGUUUCAUAACAGCGGGAAGUGUAUUUACUGUGAUGGUCCUAUAUUUUGACAUGUAAAGUAAUACUUAAAAGAAAACAGAAAACUACUUAUUUCGACGAAAAAAUAAAAAUCA